UUAUUAUUUUGAUUGCAUUGCCAUUGUUGACGAAGCUCAGACUACGUUUAAAUAUUAAAAGAAAAUACAGUUGACAUGGCUGCCGUCCGUCGUGAUAUAGCGCCGUUUCUGCAACGCGUACGCGCCUUCCUCCUGGGCCGUGAACACACUGUUGCGCUGCGCUUUGAGGAUGGCUUGGCUGAUCGCACACAGCCGCAGCCGGAGCUGCCGGACGGCCCCUCACACCAACUCUCGGCCAACUACUAUUGCUCCCGCGACGCACGUCGCGAGGUGCAGCCCCCCAUUGACCUGGUGCAGCAACAGAAACUGAUUGACGCCGCAACCGAAGGUGCACCCAAGGCCCGCCACCAGCUGCCCACGCCCGGCAAAGUCUAUGCAUGGGACUAAGCCCGAUUAGUGACCAGCUCGAUUGCACGCAAUCUACUGAUUGUAAAUUAAAUAUUUUUUUUGUGCGAAUGCCGUUUAAUUUUAAAUAUAGACAUUGUUAAACCACGGAGCAUUUU
Messenger RNA from Drosophila hydei, 503 nucleotides. It is a transcript of the gene ND-B14.5A, whose product is annotated as NADH dehydrogenase [ubiquinone] 1 alpha subcomplex subunit 7. NCBI's taxonomy places the organism in Eukaryota, Metazoa, Arthropoda, Insecta, Diptera, Drosophilidae. Gene Ontology annotation, biological process: mitochondrial electron transport, NADH to ubiquinone; ATP synthesis coupled electron transport. Gene Ontology annotation, cellular component: mitochondrial inner membrane. The record is from RefSeq and is a predicted model, not a curated record. Bases 76 to 387 code for a protein of 103 amino acids. The transcript is spliced from 2 exons.